Messenger RNA from Suricata suricatta (meerkat), 1808 nucleotides. It is a transcript of the gene PRKRIP1, whose product is annotated as PRKR interacting protein 1. The transcript has 8 exons. NCBI's taxonomy places the organism in Eukaryota, Metazoa, Chordata, Mammalia, Carnivora, Herpestidae. Gene Ontology annotation, molecular function: double-stranded RNA binding; protein kinase binding; protein kinase inhibitor activity. The coding region runs from base 386 to 1423 and encodes 345 amino acids. Gene Ontology annotation, cellular component: nucleolus. Gene Ontology annotation, biological process: negative regulation of protein kinase activity. The record is from RefSeq and is a predicted model, not a curated record.
GGGCUGAAGCCAACUCGGACCCUCUUCGAAGCCACAGAGAGCACAUUUCAGAAUUUUCCACCCGAGGAAUGGAAGAGAGAAGCAUUUAUCCAUCAAUUCCUGUUCCCAUCCGUCAAGCACUCCACAUACAACGUUAACUCCCUCGCACAGCCAGCUCUGGAUCCGUGGAGAGUGGACCAGCCCCAAGGAACGACGAGGACAACGGCUAGGACAAAGGCUCAGGAGCAGGAGGGGGCGCUGAGAACCAUUAGCAGGGCUCCCGGCGGCGCCAAGACACGCACGCAGACUGGAGAGGUUGACUGGGGUCGCACCCUCGGGCGUGCAAGGCUACCUCUCCCAGAGGAACUUAAGCGCUCAGCUGUCCAGCUUUGUACAAACACAGGAAAUGAAAGCAAACAGCUUUCAAGACAACCCACCCGGCCACGAGCUCAUGAAUAUUCAGCAGGAUGCUUCCGGCUUGCGACUCCGCCCCAGCCCCGCCCUGCGAGAAGACUGCGCUUGCGCUGCUAGCGCGCGGCUCUGUCGUCAUACGUACGCGCCGCCGACGCCGCCGACGCUCGCCAGGGCAACUUGGAAAGCUGUCAUGGCGAGCUCAGCUGCUUCCUCGGUGCGACCGCCGAGGCCCAAGAAAGAGCCACAAGCGCUCGUCAUCCCCAAGAAUGCGGCAGAAGAGCAGAAGCUCAAGCUGGAGCGGCUCAUGAAGAACCCGGACAAAGCAGUUCCGAUUCCAGAAAAGAUGAGUGAAUGGGCACCCCGGCCUCCCCCAGAAUUUGUUCGAGAUGUAAUGGGUUCCAGCGCUGGGGCUGGCAGCGGAGAGUUCCACGUGUACAGGCAUCUGCGCCGGAGAGAGUACCAGCGGCAGGACUACAUGGAUGCCAUGGCUGAGAAGCGUUUGUGUAAUUGUAAGGUCUUUAAACAUCCUAUAAGUAGUUGUUUGUUCUGUAAAAUAUACAGUAAGGUAGUUAGGGAAUUAAUGUAUCUAUUUUAUAUUUGUAGCCAGAAGCUGAAAGAGAAGAAAUUAUUGGCAAAGAAGAUGAAACUUGAACAGAAGAAACAGAAAGAAGAUGCCACCAUUUCCAGAAGUACUUCAGGGCAGCAGCUCACCCCUUCACAGAGAUGUUUUCAGGUCAGUCGAGUACGUACCUGGGAGGGUGAUUGCUGGGUCGCACGACAGGAGCGUGUAGCUGCACAAGCUGGCAGACUGUCCCCGGAACAGCUGCUCCGUGCUGCACUCCCACCAGCAAGUGAGAGCUGCGCUUGCCCCACAGCCUCGCCAGCAGUCGGCAGCGCCAGUUUGCAGAAUUUUAGCCAUUCUGGAUCCAGUCAGUCCCAGGAGCAGCCAUCCAGUAGCUCUGAGGAAGCGUCUGGAACAGAGGAGGAGGAGGAGGAGGAGGAGGAGCCCAGCUUCAUCAUGGGACGAUGACAGUGUUUGCUUCAGCGGCUCUCUGCGGCCCAGCCCGUGCUCUGACCAGGGCUUCAGGAAACCUCCACCCAACACGAAGGAAAAGGAGUCUGUGUUUCAACUCAGUUUCCCUCCCUGCACCUUGCUGGAGAGAAGCAAGUGGGAGCCCCUCCCGAAGGUUCCCAGCCCCGCCUGUCAGCAGGACUCCAAGCCUGUGGGACGGGGAGGACUGUCUCUUGGACACUCGGGGCCCUGCCGAGCGGAGUGCAUUCAUGUUCCUGCUGAGGGGAGAUGAAUCACCUUCCGCUUCUCAUCCCUGUUCUGAUAGUUGGACAGUGAUGAGUUUAGGCUGGUUUCUGUGAAAGAAAUGUUUAGUAAAGAACAUAAAUAUUUUAGGUUUUGUUCA